AGGGCAUGCGCAGUUUGGCAUUUAUAGCAAAUCUCCAACACUUCCAUGCCAAAGCAGAAAACAGCAGUAGUAACACUUCGCUAGAUCCUCUAUUAUCUCCAAAUAGGAACAGCAAUGACGACCACCAAAACCUACAACGUCAUUGUCGUCGGCUAUCAGGGGCAAGGGAAAUCUGCAACUGUAAUGAAACUAUCCGGGGACCCUAAUUAUAAAGGAAAAGAUGGCAAAAUUACACGCAAGACUUUCAGGCUCAAGGAACCGAGCUCGUGGACUGUUCAUGUUGUGGACACACCUGGUUUAGGAUCCCUGGCCACAUCAGACCAUAAGAUACUGGACAGAAUAUAUAACGAAGCCAGGUGUCUGCAGCACGUGGACGCAAUAUUGAUUGUGUUUAAAACGGACCGAAUUAAAAACACUCAAAUAAAAGCAGUAGAUCAGUUCUGCAAAAUUUUCGGAGACAAUUUUCUUCAAAAAAGCAUCAUUGUCCUCACAUUUGCUGAUGCCGUAAAACAGAAAAACACUUCCAUCGGAGAAUUUUUAGCCAAUUCGCCAGAGACAUUUCAGAGCCUUUAUAAAAAAUGCGGUGAACGAAUAUGGUGUGUAGAAAACAGUGACUGGGAAGACCGAGAAGAGAACCAAGAAGAGUUAAUAGAGCUGAUAAAAUCUGUUGAAACGGUGCCGUAUAAAAUCCCCGGUGCUGGAAGGGUGAUUUGCUGUGGAAAAAGUGCUGUGUGCAUUGCUGUCACUGUUGCUAUCGUUGGUGCUGUUGUCAUCGCUGUUGCCGUCGCGGUUGGCGUUGCUGUCACCAAUAGUUAAAUACUUAUACUGGUCAAAAGCUACUGAACUGAUCCAUGCAGAAGAGCAGUAUUUACUUUCACUUCAGCAAUCAGGGCAUAUUCUAAAUAGCGACAUUGAAAUAACCGCUGUGGUUCCGUAGUUGUCAUAUGUUCCUAAAUGACGUUCAUGAUCCUUUUUUUUAAUGGGCAUUUUUCAACGACUUUGAUUGCUCCCGGAUCUGACUCAAUAUGCAAGGUACUGUGGGUUAAAGUGGAGACGGUUUAAAGGUCUGAUUUGGUUAGUUUUUAAAUAUUUGGAGAACCUACGACAUCUUCAUAACUAGUUCAGUUUUUCAAGCUUCGUUGUCGUCACUACAUUGAAAUAUAUGUAAGCCAGGGCUUCAUAAGUUGAAUGCAUGAUAAUCUAGAAAAAAAAAA
Messenger RNA from Lingula anatina, 1214 nucleotides. RefSeq lists its product as uncharacterized. NCBI's taxonomy places the organism in Eukaryota, Metazoa, Brachiopoda, Lingulata, Lingulida, Lingulidae. The record is from RefSeq and is a predicted model, not a curated record. Gene Ontology annotation, molecular function: GTP binding.